AUGUCGUCGGACGGGCUCAAUGUCAUUGCUCUAAUCUCGGGAGGCAAGGACAGCUUCUUCGGCCUGAUCCACUGCAUCGAGCACGGCCACCGUAUCGUGGCCCUCGCGAACCUGUUCCCGGCAGGCCAGGACGCCAGCCAAGAGCAAGAGCACGCCCUCCUCGUCCAGGAACAGUCAUCAUCCCGGGGGCAAGACGCCACGACUGAGCCCAAGACCAAUCCUCGUGCGUCGUCUGCGCUGCCAUCUCCCGCGGGCCUUCAGGUCAUCGACCCGGGUACCUGGGCGGCCCAACCGGAUGCCGAGGACCAUGGCCAUGGCGAACCUGACAGGGACCUGAACAGCUUCAUGUACCAGACCGUCGGUCAUGAAGUUCUCCCCCUGUACGCCGCCGCGACUGGACUGCCGCUCUAUCGCCUGCCCAUCGCUGGACGUGCGGUCCGCCAUGAGAGGGACUACGACGCGACGACGACGGUCAACGCUCAGGACAGCGACGAGACAGAGUCCAUGCUGCCCUUGCUCCAGGCCAUCGUCGCCCGCCAUCCUGAGGCCAAUGCCCUCUGCGCUGGUGCCAUCCUCUCUACCUACCAACGCACCCGUGUUGAGUCAAUCGCCCUGCGCCUUGGCCUCACGCCCCUGGCCUACCUAUGGCAGUACCCGAUCCUGCCACCCCCAUCCGCAGCCACUGCCAGUGACACCCAGCUACUGGUCGACAUGGCCAACGCCGGGCUUGAGGCACGGAUCAUCAAAGUUGCCAGCGCUGGUCUGGACGAGGACUAUCUCUGGGAGCGGGUAUCGAGCGAGGCAGGGGCCCAGCGUGUGAAGAACGCGCUGCGCAAGUUUGGCGCAGCUGAGGGCGCGGCAGCCCUGGGAGAAGGUGGCGAGUUCGAGACCCUCGUCGUCGACGGACCUUCGCGUGUCUUCAAGAAGAGGAUCAACGUCCCGGACGAGGGGCGGAAGAUCGUGCGUGAAGGUGGUGGUUGCUCGUGGCUCCUGUUGGGGGGCGCACGGCUUGAGGAAAAGCCAGAUUCUGCGCAGGCACAGGAGCCGACAGUUCGGGUCCCUGAUCUGCUCGAUCCUAGGUUCCAGGCCGUGUUGGACGAGCUGCUGUCUGCACCCUGGGCAGCGCAGGAGACCAAGCACAUCUCUUCCUCUGCGAGGCAGCUAACGCCAUUCGCCGCGGGUGCAGGGACUGCAACUGCCGACAUCGAUCUUCACCGCUGGUCCGUUCUCCCGGAUCUGCGCACGAGCGAGACGUCGAUCCAGGAACAGACGGUGCAGGUUGUGGCGAAGAUCAGGAGUCUGGUGUCGGAGGCUUCCAUCGACCCCUCGCAGAUCACAAGCACUAUUAUUGUGCUGCGGCACAUGUCAGACUUUCCAAAGGUCAACGGGGAGUAUGGAAAGCUGUUCCCAAAACCCAAUCCACCGGCUCGGGUGACCAUAUCCUGCGGCGAUCUGCUCCCGGACGGUGUCAGCAUCGCUGUGUAUCUUACUGUCCCCGUGUCUCAGGCAUCUGGCGACCGCAAUGGUCUUCAUGUCCAGUCACGGUCCUACUGGGCACCUGCAAACAUUGGUCCCUAUAGUCAGGCUAUAGACGUGCCUGUUACGAUCCGUCAGCAGGCGACUGGUCUCCGAUGUAUCUCGAUUGCAGGACAAAUUCCCCUGAUUCCAGCCACGAUGUUGCUCCCGGCCCCCUCUGAAACCUCGCACGAGCUCCAAGUUGCGCUCUCUCUGCAACAUCUCUGGCGAGUUGGUCAAGAACUCAAGAUUCAGUUCUGGACAGGCUCAGUUGCCUACUUCCCUCGUGCGACUUCUCCUGAUGAGAUGCAACGCAGCGCUCAGAUUGCAGGGCAUGCUUGGAAGAAGGCUCACGGAUCUCCUGAUGAUGACGAGGAGAAUGAAAACGGCCCUGAUCCUUGGGAUCUGAAGUACAACCCGGCUUACAUGACGCUGGCAGCUAAUGAUGAGAAGUCCGCAAAGAUUCCUGACUGGGAGGUCCUUACGCUUCGUCAGCAGAACGAGCCUGACACUUGUGUCCCGCCAACCUUUGCUGUUGAGGUUGAGGAGCUGCCCCGGCAGUCUGACGUGGAAUGGCAUGCUCACAACGGGUUGUCGAAGGUGGAUAAUGCAAGCCUUGUGAUGAUUCCUCCUCCCGAAGUCGGGAUUCCAGGCUGGAAUGCCUGGCAUGCAGUUGUGCAAACGGCAAGUGGCACUGUGAUAUACAGUACCUUGGCCUAUUACUGUGACGAGACAUCCCAAUCUCUCACACUGGGAGGAUUGGAGGCGGACAUGGGCAAGGCUCUCGACGAGUCCAUCCGCCAACUGCGCCCCAACGAGCCUAGAAUCAGUCUCAACAAGUCUUCUCUUGUCUAUGUUGACGCCACUCAAGUCGAGUCUUUGUGGGAGCACGCCGAUGUGCCGACGGGGUUGGCCAUCACCCCUUGCCGGUCCAUUUGGUCACCUACUGGACAACGGAUAGCGAUUGUCGGCUUGUUUGAGAUGAUUUUGACACAAGAAUCAUGA
Fusarium keratoplasticum is the source of this 2520-nucleotide messenger RNA. RefSeq names its product Diphthine--ammonia ligase. The coding region runs from base 1 to 2520 and encodes 839 amino acids. Gene Ontology annotation, molecular function: diphthine-ammonia ligase activity. NCBI's taxonomy places the organism in Eukaryota, Fungi, Ascomycota, Sordariomycetes, Hypocreales, Nectriaceae. Gene Ontology annotation, biological process: protein histidyl modification to diphthamide. The transcript has a single exon. The record is from RefSeq and is a predicted model, not a curated record.